Puccinia graminis f. sp. tritici CRL 75-36-700-3 is the source of this 1335-nucleotide messenger RNA. RefSeq lists its product as uncharacterized. Bases 1 to 1335 code for a protein of 444 amino acids. The record is from RefSeq and is a predicted model, not a curated record. The transcript has 2 exons. Lineage: Eukaryota; Fungi; Basidiomycota; Pucciniomycetes; Pucciniales; Pucciniaceae.
AUGCAGGCCGAAGCACAGGCUCCCGAACAACAACCUCAGACACCUUUGGCUAGUCUCCCAAUGCUCCCGACUGAGCACCCGGACAACACACCGGAUGCACACGACUUCAUGGCGAUGCAAGCCGGGCUAUGCUGGCAAUGCCGAUCACCGGACCACUUCCUCCGCGACUGUCCCAUGCGCUCUCGUCCAACGGGUACUAGAGGCCGAUAUCGGGGCCAGAUCCAUCAACCCACGCCACAAUACAACAGGCAAGCGGUCUACCCCCAGGCUCAACAGUCCCAUCGCCCACAGCAUGGACCCCUCAAUGCGAACAACAACAAUCCCCCGGCCAGUCAGAACAGACCCGCCGACUACUACCGACCACCUCAAUACCGGCUUCAACGGGUCAACCCUCCGUCCGAAUCCAUCGGCUCCCAGCGACAGAAACCAUCAGCCAAUGAAGCCAGUGCUGACACCGAGUCACAGGGCGGCUCCGUGGCAAGGAUGGUUGAACUUGGAGAUGUGGCCGAUGAUCUGGCCAACAUUCAUUUCGACCACAUCCAAGCUGAGGUCCCGAACAACCCACCUAUUGUUGACUCUGGUGCGUCCCACCAUCUAUGUGGUGAUCUCAAACUUCUUUCUAAUUUCCGUCUCUUCCGCUCCCCUAUUCCUCUGAAAGUUGCUACGUCUGGGAACCCAGCCUACAUCACCGGCGAAGGGGAUCUCACUUUCUCGGGCCUGGACAAUCAACGGGUCACCAUACAUGGUGUGCUGUACUGUGAGCUUGCCCGCUCCACCCUGAUUUCAUUGGCAGCUUUGCGGAAAGCUAAUGCGUAUUUUGCAUAUGAUAUCAAACAGGACUGCUAUUUGAUCUAUUCAAGCAAUAAUAUCCUCUGCUUCAAAUGCCCUUUCAUCCCUCGACAAAACAAAUGGAUAUUUCCUUUCCCUAUCCCUUCCCUACACCAUCCACAUCCUGUUCCCAAACCCAGUUGUCACCCUGUUUCUGUGAAUCCAUGCAAUGAUAUGCCUCAAUCUGAACAUUCUUUCUGUCCCAUUUCCACCGAGCUGAGAGUUGACCUACGCAGAAAUGCUUUUAAGACACCACUUGAUACUGAACAUCCUGAGUCCAACAUCAACAGCAACAGUCUCGAUAAGAAUGAACAGGUUCUACUAUACUGGCAUCGACUGUUUGGACACGCUAGCUUACAGAAGAUCCGCCAGGUCAUUCAGGAAAAACUUUGCAAGAAUCUACCGGUGUCACUUCCAAAGGGCGAACUGAAAUGCGACAUCUGUGCCCGGAGCAAAAGCCUGAACAAGAACAGGUUGACAAGUUCGGACAGACCAGUUAGUAGCUAG